AUGGCGUCUGCAGAUGUUGAAUACAGAUGCUUUGUUGGUGGUCUAGCAUGGGCCACCACAGACCUUUCACUCGAGAAAGCCUUUGCUCAAUUUGGAGAAGUCACCGAAUCGAAGAUUAUUAAUGAUCGUGAAACUGGAAGAUCGAGGGGUUUUGGAUUCGUUACCUUCAAGGACGAUCAGUCGAUGAGGGACGCUAUUGAAGGAAUGAACGGUCAGGAUCUUGAUGGCAGGAAUAUUACUGUCAACGAGGCUCAAUCUCGCGGCGGCGGCGGCGGAGGAUUCCGUGGUGGUCGUCGUGAGAGUGGCGGCGCCGGAGGUGGCUACGGCCGUCGUGAUGGAGGCUACAAAGGAGGAAACGGUGGUGGAUAUGGAGGCGGAUACGGUGGCGGCCGUGAACGCGGAUAUGGCGGUGACCGUGGUUACACUAGAGGCGGCGGUGAUUCCGAAGGCAACUGGAGGAAUUAG
Fraxinus pennsylvanica is the source of this 465-nucleotide messenger RNA. NCBI's taxonomy places the organism in Eukaryota, Viridiplantae, Streptophyta, Magnoliopsida, Lamiales, Oleaceae. The record is from the annotation of a GenBank genome assembly.